AUGGGAACUCCAAGCCAGCCAUUUCUACCAGCAAUUCCUAAUGUGUCUGGAAGCAGAGUGAAUUCCCUGGAAGACCGACUAUCUAAUCAGGAGCGUACCACUGCUGUGCUUCUGGAUCAGGCAUUUCGGAUCAAAGAUGGCAUUGUUUCAUACCUUCAGGGAAAUAAGAACUUUCAGCAAGGGGAGGCAGCAGCUCACCAGCUAUUGGAAAAUCACAUCCAGACAAUCACAAGUGUUGUUAAAAAGCUGAGCCACGACAUAGAGGAGUUGGAGAGACAAAUAAAAGCCAGAGAUGAAGUAACAUCAGGAACUAAUUUUGCUGUGCAAAGUCUGGAUCAUAAACAGAUGCAGGGAGUUGGGGACCUACGUGGAAGAGUGGCCAGAUGCGAUGCUAGCAUUGCCAAACUCUCUGGAGAUAUCAAUAUCAGCAGGCAUGAGAUUUCAAAACUAGAGAAAGAAUUUCAAGCUGUUCAGUCUUCCUUGGACAAUUAUAUGAAUAAUAUUGAGAUGAAGGUAAUGCAUCUUUUAGGCAAAAUAGAGACUUCAAACUCAGAGCAGACUUCAAAUUUAAAGACAAUACAGGGUGAUCAACACCAUGAAUUGCAGCUCUUGGACUUCAAGAUAAAUGGCAUUUUAAAUGAUUUUAAAGAUCAAAUUCAAAACCAACGAAAGUGGAUGGAAAGUGAGUUACGGAGAUCUGAACAAGAGCAAGUCCAUUUCACAAACCAGCUCUCUGCUACAAUCAAGGACAGAUUGGAAAUACUGGAAAAGAAAUUGGAAGAUGGGUUAUACUAUGUCUCCAAAAGAAUAGAAAAAAACACAGAAAAAACAUUGCAAUUUGAUGUGGAACUCAGCCAGGUGAAAAAUGAUCAAAAUAAACUACAUGCAAAGAUUGCCAGGUUUGAAAAGCUGAUGUGGACUGAACUAGAAGGAAUGCAAAAUGAAUACAGAUCAGGAUUUCAAUCUAUCCGUGACUCUCUUGACGCGCUCAAACAUAUACAGACAACAAAGCUAAAACUUGAAGAAGAGAAAUUCAAGCAAGAUAUGAAAAAGCUACAACGAAAACUCAGUGAACUGAAAGACUUGAAAACUCAGUGA
Molecule: messenger RNA, 1098 nt
Organism: Notechis scutatus (mainland tiger snake)
Lineage: Eukaryota; Metazoa; Chordata; Lepidosauria; Squamata; Elapidae
Source: RefSeq, a predicted model, not a curated record